GUUUAAACUGUCGUAAAUACUCUACAUUAUUAGUUUUUCUUUUCUUUGCUUUUAUAACAAUUUCAAAACGAUGCAACAUUUUUAAUAAUACGUGACUUCUAGUCCCCGUUCUCAGUAUAGGCUGUUGGCAAGUUAAGGCAACGCGAGGUCUAUCGGAGAACCGGCAGUGUAAGGUGUUCUUUUAAAUAAAUUCUGUAAAGCGUUAAGUCCACCUUCACCUGUGUUGCAAAGGCACAAUGGACUCUAAGGCAGUUGUACAUGAGACUACUGCUUUGGCAUCUGUCAAGGUGGAAGAUGAAGUGCCUGAUGGUAUGCAUGUAGUUACUCUCCAGGAAUGGCAGUCGGUAGAAACAAAGGUUGAACAACCUCCACCCCCUACGAUCUCUCGUCCAUAUCAGCUUGAAAAUCUCCAGUGCUAUCAGUGUUUCAUCACCUUCUGCAGCUCUAAGGCUAAAGAACGGCACAUGAAGAAAAGUCACAGAGAGGAAUACAAAGCACAGUUACAGCAAGGUGACACAUUGUUCACUUGUUACGUGUGCGAGAGCACAUUCCUCUCCUCUAUAGAGCUAACACAGCAUCAGAGCACUCACACCAAAGAGGAAAAGCCCUUUAAAUGUGCCUCUUGUGAUCAGAGUUUCAAGACCUUUUCUGAAGUAACCACUCACCGGCGUACUGUCUGCCGUGAGAAACCAUGUCUUUGUUCGGACUGUGGCUACAGCUGCAAAACUAUGGCUUUGCUCAGAGCCCACAGACUGACGCACAAAGUUAAGGAUGAAAACACGGGGCAAGUCCAUGAGGUAGAGAAAACACAUAAGUGUGCCAAAUGUGGGGUGUUUUUUGAAAGUGAAAGUGAUUUAAUAGAGCAUCAAGAGAAUCAUGCUGGUGAAAAGCGAUGCAAGUCCAAUGGAGCUGUCAAUUUAAAUGCUGUGAAGCCAGGUCCAAAAAAACGUGGGAGGCCAUCUAAGGCCUCCUUACUAUCCAGCCAGGAGCAGCCAGACAACGACUGUAAAAAAGAAAUUAAAAGUGAAGAUAAAGAUGACCAAAAAAAGGAAGUCAAGCCAGGUAAACGCCCAAAAAUGAUCACUGGUAAAAAUACCAGUAUAGCUGUGGUGUCCAAAUCCAAAACUGGUCGCAGAGGGAGGCCACGCAAAGGAGCAGUUGUUAAUCCGAGUGUCUAUGUAUGUAAAGAGUGUGAUAAAACCUUUGCCUCCCGCACAAAGUUGAAAACACACCAGAGGUUCCACAAGGAGAAAAAAGCUCAUCCGUGCCAGGAAUGUGACGAGAGCUUUAAUAAGCCAGAGCAGCUGGCAGUACACCAGCAGAGGGCACAUGGAGGAGGUCGGCACACGUGCCAGGAAUGUGGGAAGAGUUUUACCCGGGAAGCAAAUCUGAAGGCUCAUGAAAAAAUGCACAGUGCUGCAGGUAACCAAACGGCUAGAUAAUUGUGUUCUGAUUUAGGAAGUUGUGACCAGGGCUGAGGAAUUUUAUUUGCUUUUAAUUACUGUAAAACCCUUUAUAUUAGCAGUCUGAAAAUUCACGUGUAUGUUACAAAAAGGUUUAAUUAAUAUAUGUAUAAGGUUUUGUCUUUCUUCUGCUUGUUAACAAGCAUAUUCAUUCCUGAAAAUUUGGAAAGCUUGUAUUUUAGCAUUUUUGUUGUGAUAAUUUCAGUUUUCUUUUUUUGUUAAAACACUUUAUGGAAAAAAAUGAACUUUGUGUCUUGUUUUUAUCAUUUUUUAAGAAAUAAUUAUGGUUAAAAGCAGCUUAUCGAAGGCAAGAUUGAUUUCUUCAGUUUUCAUUUUAAAGAAGUACAUGAGAUCAAUUAAAGUGAUUUUUUUUUUUUCCCCUGGUUGGUUUAAAGUUUUUUUUAAAUUGCAAUCAUUAUUACAGUGUAUCAUUGUCAGCUAUGAAUAUGUAUAUAUCAUUUCACUUGUGACCACAGAUAGUGUAGCUCCAUCAUUUGAAAAAUGAGGUCUAGUUUUGAUGUGAACAAAUACUUUUUCCCCCCCGAAAGGUAUUUUUGCCUUUUUAAAAUUAAAUUUUCAAGACAAAAGAUGGACUUUUACCCUGAUUAAUAAAGCCUUUUCUGCUGUAUGUUGCCACUUGUAGCUUCUGGUUGCUCAAAAUAAGUUCACUUCACUUGUCUUCAAAUGACACUUUGGAUCAGUGAAAUAAAACUGCCUUGAAUUCAAGACGAUUCUACUCCACAUACAGCAGUAAUUGAAUGUUAUUUUAGCUUUUUUAAAAUGUGUGGCAUAAAAGGGUUUUACAGUAUUUUAUCAUCUGUUUUAAAGAUUGGCAUCAAGCAGACAUACAUUGUUGCUACAGGGACUUUAUCAAGGAUAUCUUUCUGAAAUAUAAGUAGAGUCCAGUUGUUUUCUGUCCUGCAUUUAAUUUUCAUGCCACCAUUGUGUUGUUAAUGUCUUUGUUUAAAUUGAACCUUUAACAAAUUCUCCACGAAUCAUCUGGUUACCAUAAUACUACGUCAAAUGUGUUUAGAAAAAUUACAUAGAAAAAGAAGGUUUCACAAUACAGUGCCUCAUUUGGCAUAAGGUGUUAGUUUACCCUGAUUGACACUUGUUUUGGCAUUUUUACUGUGUGUGACUCUUGUUGUGCUCAGCCCACAAAUACUUUAUAAUCAGCUUUUUAUCGUGUAAUGAGAUCUGUCCUUAAUAAAAAUGAUUAAGUGAGCAUGGGAAAGAUUGAUAAAAAGCCAUUUGUGAAGCUGAUAAUUCAAGUCAAGGAGAAAACACCAUAGACUGUACUGUACUCUGCUGUACUGCGCAGUCUUGGGAUGCGUGUUCAUUCCACUUUGUUUUUACUCCCAAAGUACUCACCUUCAAAAUUAUGCAGAUUAAGGCUUGUAUUUUUUUUACUCUACUGUAAACCCAGCAGUUUUGUGUAAAUGUAUGAUAUUUAGUUUACACUUCCUGCAUUUUCAACUUUAGUGCACCAUGUUUUGUUAGAAGAAUUGAAAAGCUGUAUUUUCUUAAUUUGAAUUAAUUUAAUAAUAAAGUGAAUAACAGUAAA
Molecule: messenger RNA, 3027 nt
Organism: Erpetoichthys calabaricus (reedfish)
Lineage: Eukaryota; Metazoa; Chordata; Cladistia; Polypteriformes; Polypteridae
Product: zinc finger protein 585B-like
Exons: 3
Coding region: 237-1442 (401 amino acids)
Source: RefSeq, a predicted model, not a curated record